AUGUGGAACUACGAGUUGGGAAAGAAUGAUGACAUUCGGGACAACGAAUAUUUGGAAAAAUUCGUUCCAGAUUGCGAAGCGCACGACACCUCUAGAAAGUGCACCUCCUUGCAUCCAGACCUGUACAAAAUAGUAAGGAUUUGUCUGGAUGAGGAACAGAAUCCGUGGUUCUAUAAAGGUACUUCUUGCCUGAUUCCAAAAGGUGUCCCAAGUAAAGACAGCGACCUGAGCCCAAUAACUUGUUUGUCGAACCUUUACAAGUUAACAACGAAAUGUGUGGCACACGUCAUGCAGUUAGAUGUUGCCAUGAGGAAGCUGCUUGCAGACCAUCAGUUAGGGACUGUUACCCAGGUUCAAGAUGCGAAGGAACAAGCAAUGUUGAACCUGGCCGUUUGCAAAGAGCACGGAAACCAGCUUUACAUUACGUGGCAUGACAUUAAAAAAGCGUUAGAUUCAGUUAAUUAUGAAUACUUGAUUAAGUGCAUUGAAGGCUUAACAUGCCAUCGUGGAUCAGCAGUAAAGUCAGUCACUAAUACUGAGGUAUGCGCUCAUAAAGCGGUGCUAUUGGAAGGAACUCAAGGGUACAAAUAUCUUGAAGUAGUGGAAGACAUGACUAGUGCACCUAUCCGUGAAAGCUACGAUAAAGUCCGUGCAGAGAUUUUAGUGAGAACUGAACGGUUAGCCAAAACUGCACUAAAUGACAAGAACUUUAUCAAGGCGGUGACUGAGCAUGCCAUAAGUUUGACAAAUUAUUACAUCGAGGUGUUCAAGCUGGAGCUCAAACUCAGCACAUCCGAGUUGCUCGAGGGUCGAUCAUAA
Molecule: messenger RNA, 819 nt
Organism: Thelazia callipaeda (thelaziosis nematode)
Lineage: Eukaryota; Metazoa; Nematoda; Chromadorea; Rhabditida; Thelaziidae
Source: the annotation of a GenBank genome assembly